Molecule: messenger RNA, 12193 nt
Organism: Cyanistes caeruleus (blue tit)
Lineage: Eukaryota; Metazoa; Chordata; Aves; Passeriformes; Paridae
Source: RefSeq, a predicted model, not a curated record
UGUCACUUCCAGGCUCAGCCAGCCUGGGAACACAUUCCUGCCAGGGAAAUUGAUGUGCAGCUCUUCCUGCGUGGUGGUUCUGCCAUCAGAACCCGCGGUGAUCCACCCCGGUCCUGCUGGGGGGCAUCCAGCAAGAGAAGGGCAGAAAUCUGGAGGUGUUUUCCAGGUGUUCCUGAAUCUCCCUGCUUUGGUUUGCUCGCCUGGGAAUGAGCUUCCGAAAAAACCAUGUGAGGGGCAUUGCUGGGGCUCAGGACACGCGCGGGGGACGCGGAGUUUGCCUUUCCCAGGAUGGAUCAGAGGAGGAACUGGCCUCGGGCACUGGACUCUGAUGGCUGGUCAGUGGCUCUGCUCUGCCUCUUCCUGGCGUCGCUGUCCCGGAACGUGUCCAGCAAUGCCUUGUUCAACACUUUCCACUCGGAGAACCGGGACUGGACGUUCAACCACCUGACGGUGCACCGUGGCACCGGCGCCGUCUACGUGGGGGCCAUCAACAGGGUGUACAAGCUUUCGGGGAACCUGACCAUUCUGGUGGCCCACAAAACCGGUCCCGAGGAGGACAACAAAUCCUGCUACCCGCCCCUCAUCGUGCAGCCAUGCAGCGAGGUCCUCACGCUCACCAACAACGUCAACAAGCUGCUCAUCAUUGACUACUCCGAGAACCGGCUGCUGGCGUGCGGCAGCCUCUACCAGGGGGUCUGCAAGCUGCUGCGCCUCGACGACCUCUUCAUCCUGGUGGAGCCCUCGCACAAGAAGGAGCAUUACCUCUCCAGCGUCAACAAAACGGGCACCAUGUACGGGGUGAUCGUGCGCUCCGAGGGCGAGGACGGCAAGCUGUUCAUCGGCACGGCGGUGGAUGGCAAGCAGGAUUAUUUCCCCACCCUCUCCAGCCGCAAGCUGCCCCGGGACCCGGAGUCGUCGGCGAUGUUGGAUUACGAGCUCCACAGUGACUUUGUUUCGUCCCUCAUCAAAAUCCCCUCGGACACGCUGGCCCUGGUUUCGCACUUUGACAUCUUUUACAUCUACGGCUUCUCCAGUGGCAACUUCGUCUAUUUCCUGACGGUGCAGCCGGAGACCCCUGAGGGCGUCUCCAUCAACUCCGCCAGCGACCUCUUCUACACCUCCCGCAUCGUCCGCCUGUGCAAGGACGACCCCAAGUUCCACUCGUACGUGUCCCUGCCCUUCGGCUGCGUCCGGGGGGACACGGAGUACCGCCUGCUGCAGGCUGCCUACCUGUCCAAGCCGGGGGAGGUGCUGGCCAGGGCCCUCAACAUCACGGCGCAGGAGGACGUGCUCUUUGCCAUCUUCUCCAAGGGGCAGAAGCAGUACCACCACCCCCCCGACGACUCGGCGCUCUGCGCCUUCCCCAUCCGCACCGUCAACGCCCACAUCAAGGAGCGCCUGCAGUCCUGCUACCAGGGCGAGGGCAACCUGGAGCUCAACUGGCUGCUGGGGAAGGAUGUCCAGUGCACCAAAGCGCCAGUCCCCAUCGAUGACAACUUCUGUGGGCUUGACAUCAACCAGCCCCUGGGGGGCUCGGUGCCCGUGGAUGGGGUCACGCUCUUCACCUCCAGCCGCGACCGCAUGACCUCCGUGGCUUCCUACGUCUACAACGGCUACAGCGUGGUCUUCGUGGGCACCAAGACGGGCAAGCUGAAGAAGGUCCGGGCUGAUGGUCCCCCCCAGGGCGGCAUCCAGUACGAGGUGGUGCCGGUGUUCAAGGACGGGAGCCCGGUGCUGCGGGACAUGGCCUUCUCCAUCGACCACAAGUACCUGUACGUCAUGUCAGAGCGCCAGGUGUCACGGGUGCCUGUGGAGUCCUGCGAGCAGUACACGACCUGCCAGGAGUGCCUGAGCUCGGGGGACCCCCACUGCGGCUGGUGCUCCCUCCACCACAUGUGCUCCCCGAGGGACCGGUGUGAGCGGGCAGAGGAGCCGUUCCGCUUCGCAGGGAGCAUCAGCCAGUGCCUGAGCGUGGCCGUGCAGCCCAGCAGCAUCUCCGUGUCCGAGCACAGCCUCCCGCUCAGCCUGCAGGUGAGCGAUGCUCCAGACCUGAGCGCCGGUGUCAGCUGCCUCUUCGGGAACCUGAGCGAGGUGGAGGGGCAGGUGUCGGGCAGCCAGGUGGUUUGUGUGUCACCAGCAGCCAAAGAUGUCCCUGCCAUCCCCGUGGAUCAGGGUGUCCACGGUGCCUCCCUGGCCAUGGCUUUGUGCCUGUCCUGCGUGAACAGCGCCUUCCGAUGCCACUGGUGCAAGUACCGGAACCUCUGCACGCACGACCCCACCACCUGCUCCUUCCAGGAGGGACGGAUCAACGUCUCCGAGGACUGCCCCCAGCUCUUCCCCACGGAGGAGAUCCUGAUCCCGGUGGGAGAAGUGAAGCCCAUCACGCUGAAGGCCAGGAACCUCCCGCAGCCCCAGUCGGGCCAGAGGGGCUACGAGUGCGUGCUCAGCAUCCAGGGCAUCAUCCACAGGGUGCCCGCCCUGCGCUUCAACAGCUCCAGCGUGCAGUGCCAGAACAGCUCGUACCUCUAUGAUGGGAUGGACAUCAGCAACUUGGCAGUGGACUUUGCCGUGGUUUGGAAUGGGAACUUCGUCAUUGACAACCCAGAGAAUCUGAAAGUGCACCUGUACAAGUGCGCGGCGCAGCGCGAGAGCUGCGGGCUGUGCCUCAAGGCCGACCCCAAGUUCGAGUGUGGCUGGUGNUGGCUCGACUGGUCCAGCCACAACGUCAAGUGCUCCAACCCGCGCAUCACCGAGAUCCUGACGGUGUCGGGGCCCCCGGAAGGAGGGACGAGGGUGACCAUCCGUGGUGUGAACCUGGGCCUGGACUUCUCGGAGAUCGCGCAGGGGGUGCAGGUGGCCGGGGUGCAGUGCACGCCCCUGCCCGAGCACUACGUCGUGGCUGAGCAGAUCGUCUGUGAAAUGGGGCAGGCGCUUCCAGGGAUCAGCUCCGGCCCAGUGCUCCUGUGCAUCGGAGAGUGCAAGCCCGAGUUCACGGCCAAGUCGGCGCAGCAGUACAUGUUCGUGACUCCAGCUGUGAGUUUCCUGAGCCCCAGCCGUGGCCCGGAGUCGGGAGGGACCAUGGUGACCAUCUCUGGCCACUACCUCGGGGCGGGCAGCCGCGUGUCCGUGCUCCUGGGAAACCAGACCUGCGAAUUCCACGGGCGAUCCAUGAACGAGAUUGUUUGUGUGUCAGCGCCCUCAGCCCAUGGCCUGGGGGCUGUUCAGGUCUCUGUCAGCGUGGACAGGGCUCAGCUGGAGAGGACUUUGCUGUUUGAGUACAUCGAUGACCCCAAGGUGCAGCACAUCGAGCCCGAGUGGAGCAUCGCCAGCGGACACACACCCCUGACCGUCACUGGCUCCAACCUGGACGUGAUCCAGGAGCCCCGGAUCCGCGUCAAGUACAACGGGAAGGAGUUUGUCAACGUGUGCAAGGUGGUGAACGCCACGGCCCUGGCCUGCCUGGCGCCGCCGCUGACCGCCGAGUACCGGCCAGGGCUGGACGCCGUGGAGCGGCCAGACGAGUUUGGCUUCAUCUUCAACAACGUCCAGUCCCUGCUGGUCUACAACGACACCAAGUUCAUCUACUACCCCAACCCCACGUUUGAAAUGCUGAGCUCCACCGGGGUGCUGGAGCAGAAGCCAGGCUCCCCCAUCAUUCUGAAGGGCAGGAACCUGUGCCCGCCCGCCCCAGGAGGAGCCAAGCUCAACUACACGGUGCUGAUCGGGGAGACGCCUUGCGCCGUCACCGUGUCCGAGACACAGCUGCUGUGCGAGCCCCCCACCCUCUCCGGGCAGCACAAAGUGAUGGUGCGUGUUGGAGGGGUCAUCUUCUCCCCUGGCUCCGUGAGCAUCGUCUCCGACAGCCUCCUGACCCUGCCCGCCAUCGUCAGCAUCGCGGCCGGCGGCUCGCUGCUCCUCAUCAUCGUCAUCAUCGUCCUCAUCGCCUACAAGCGCAAGUCCCGUGAGAACGACCUCACCCUCAAGAGGCUGCAGAUGCAGAUGGACAACCUGGAGUCCCGGGUGGCCCUGGAGUGCAAGGAGGCUUUUGCAGAGCUGCAGACAGACAUCAACGAGCUGACCAGCGACCUGGACCGCUCCGGGAUCCCCUACCUGGACUACCGCACCUACGCCAUGCGCGUGCUCUUCCCAGGCAUCGAGGACCACCCUGUGCUGCGGGAGCUGGAGGUCCAAGGCAACGGGCAGCAGAGCGUGGAGAAGGCCCUGAAGCUCUUUGCUCAGCUGAUCAACAACAAGGUGUUCCUGCUGACCUUCAUCCGCACGCUGGAGCUGCAGCGCAGCUUCUCCAUGCGGGACCGCGGUAACGUGGCCUCGCUGAUCAUGACGGGGCUGCAGGGCAAGCUGGAGUACGCCACUGAUGUCCUCAAACAGCUGCUCUCAGACCUCAUCGAGAAGAACCUGGAGAACAAGAACCACCCCAAGCUGCUCCUGCGCAGGACCGAGUCUGUGGCCGAGAAGAUGCUGACGAACUGGUUUGCCUUCCUGCUCCACAGAUUCCUGAAGGAAUGUGCUGGAGAGCCCCUGUUCAUGCUCUACUGUGCCAUCAAGCAGCAGAUGGAGAAGGGCCCCAUCGAUGCCAUCACGGGAGAGGCGCGGUACUCCCUGAGCGAGGACAAACUCAUCCGGCAGCAGAUCGAGUACAAGACCCUGAUCCUAAACUGUGUGAACCCAGACAACGAGAACAGCCCCGAGAUCCCUGUGAAGGUGCUGAACUGCGACACCAUCACCCAAGUGAAGGAGAAGAUCCUGGAUGCCGUGUACAAAAACGUCCCCUAUUCCCAAAGACCGAGAGCUGUUGACAUGGAUUUGGAGUGGCGGCAGGGCCGGAUCGCCCGGGUGGUGCUGCAGGAUGAGGACAUCACCACCAAGAUCGAGGGGGACUGGAAGCGCCUGAACACCCUGGUGCACUAUCAGGUGUCAGAUCGCUCCGUGGUGGCUCUGGUUCCCAAGCAAACCUCCUCCUACAACAUUCCUGCCUCCGCCAGCAUCUCCCGGACUUCGAUCAGCAGAUAUGACUCCACGUUCCGCUACACCGGGAGCCCCGACAGCCUCCGCUCCCGCGCGCCCAUGAUCACCCCCGACCUGGAGAGCGGCGUCAAGGUCUGGCACCUGGUCAAGAACCACGACCACGGCGACCAGAAGGAAGGAGACCGGGGCAGCAAGAUGGUGUCUGAGAUCUACCUGACCAGGCUCCUGGCUACAAAGGGCACGCUGCAGAAGUUCGUGGAUGACCUGUUUGAGACGCUGUUCAGCACGGUGCACCGCGGCAGCGCCCUGCCCCUCGCCAUCAAGUACAUGUUCGAUUUCCUGGACGAACAGGCGGACAAGCACGGCAUCCACGACACCGAUGUCCGCCACACCUGGAAGAGCAACUGCCUCCCCCUCCGCUUCUGGGUGAACGUGAUCAAAAACCCUCAGUUCGUGUUUGACAUCCACAAGGGCAGCAUCACGGACGCGUGCCUCUCCGUGGUGGCCCAGACCUUCAUGGAUUCCUGCUCCACCUCGGAGCACCGCCUGGGCAAGGACUCCCCCUCCAACAAGCUGCUGUACGCCAAGGACAUCCCCAGCUACAAGAGCUGGGUGGAGAGGUAUUACGCAGACAUCGCCAAGCUCCCGGCCAUCAGUGACCAGGACAUGAACGCCUACCUCGCCGAGCAGUCGCGCCUGCACGCCGUGGAGUUCAACAUGCUGAGUGCACUCAACGAGAUCUACUCCUACGUCAGCAAGUACAGCGAGGAGCUCAUCGGAGCCCUGGAGCAGGAUGAGCAGGCUCGGAGGCAGCGCUUGGCUUACAAAGUAGAGCAACUCAUUGGGGCCAUGUCCUUCGAGAGCUGAAGAAAGGUCACGGACAGCAAAGGGCAGAGGAUCGCACAGACUCUCGGGAAUUUGGAGGGAGAACAAGCAAGGAAAGCACUGGACACACCCCCCAAGGCUCUUCUGGAGAGAGCAGAGCUUGGCCCAAGGACUGGCCGUGUUCAAAAAUCAUACAGGAUCCAGUUUGAAGGGGCAGGAAGGGAAGAAGAUGAAUCAUCUCAAAGUCCAAGCAAGGUGGAUCAUUUUUAUGAGCGUACAUGGAAAGAAGGAACCUGGAAAGUCUGGAUGUCUCCACGACUGCUGCUUUGCAUGAAAAUUGUUUAAUGUAUAUUAGAAAAUAAAACUUUAUUUAAAGGGUUUUUUUUAAAAAAAAGAAAUAAAAAAGAAGAAAAAUGAAAAAAAAAUAAAAUAAAUAGAGCAAAAACCACAGAGGCCAUAGAGAUAAUCCUGGCAAGAAGGAUCAGCUCUGAAUCCUGUCCCCGAGAGCUUUCCGAGGACACGGCUCAGGCAUUCUGCGAACGGACUCUCACGCCAAUUGGAACAUCUGGAAAACCAAAAUGUCUUCGCUUUGGGUUCUUUCAACAAAUACGAGCACAACUUUGCACCACACCUUUUUACACAAGAGAAAUAGCAGUUUUGCCCCAAAAUAGUCCAGUGGCUGAGUAACUUAGAGGCACUAGGAGGAACUUUACUGGAAUUGCAAAACCAUCAGAUCAUCCAACCUGUCUUGAAGUCCAGCUUUACCCAUGUAUUUAUAUAGUGUCAAUAUAUAUAUUUUUUUUAAAAUCCCAUUUACUGUCUAAUGAGGAAAGAUCUGAAUUUUGUUGCUUUUCCCUUUUGCACCCUCAUCCCACCUCACUGGCUGCCGGUGAUCCAGCAGUGUCCAGCAGUGUCCAUCAUGGCUGUGGAGAUCCAGCAGUGUCCAGCAGUGUCCAUCAUGGCUGUGGAGAUCCAGCAGUGUCCGUCAUGGCUGUGGUGAUCCAGCAGUGUCCAUCAUGGCUGUGGAGAUCCAGCAGUGUCCAGCAGUGUCCAUCUUGGCUGUGGAGAUCCAGAAGUGUCCAGCAGUGUCCAUCAUGGCUGUGGAGAUCCAGCAGUGUCCAGCAGUGUCCAUCAUGGCUGUGGAGAUCCAGCAGUGAUCCAUCCAGUGUCCACUGCCGGUUCCUGCAGGUGCCACGUGAGCCAAGGCAGAGCUGGGCCGACACCUCCAGGGUUGGUUUUGAGGUCUCCAGCCAUGCCUCCGAUGUCUCGCAGCAAAACCCGCCCAACCCUGAUGUUUACGGUGACAAUACUUGAAAAGCCUGGAUGUUGGGAGAGCAGAUUUUUGCUGCUUUUCUGCUGGAUGUGCGGAGUCCUUUGGCACAGGCUCCCUUUGGGUGUCUCUGCCAGCGUUUGCCGCCUCACCCAGGGCCAGGACUUGCAUUUCCACUGGGAAAGGGAGAGAAAUCCGCACUCCAGGCAACCUUAACCAGCACCCCUGGGCCAGCCAGCUCUGCUGUCAUGUCUCUGUGUCGGUGUCUCGUUGUUCUCUUCAGUUCCUUGCUGGCCCCCACAGCACACGUUCCUGUGGCUGGUGACAGGCAAAUGUUUGUGAGUGUUAUUUCUUUCAAAGACACCAAAGCUUAUGUGUGUCCCUUUGUAGAGUGCCAGGAGGGGAAGGAAUGCUGUAAAUAUUUCUCUCUGUAGUAAAUAUUGAUACGUGUGCAGGCUGCAGUGGGGAGGGCAGGGAGAGGAGGCCUAAUGGAAGUACAAGUGUUGGCUGCAGGAGCUUGGCAAUGACAGCAAAAUAAUUCCUGGUGUCUGCCCAGGCAGUGUCACACCAGACUGGGACCUUCCUUUGCAGCCAGUGUGUGUUGAAGGAAAACCCAUUUCCAUCUCAAUCCCCCCUCCUCCACCAUUCCUGCCUGAAGGAGCCCAGCAGGGCUCCCAGAGAGCUGCUGGCUUUCUCUGUCCUUCAGUCCAGCACCAGGGGAGGGGAGAAGCACGUAGAGAAAUACUCAGGAAACUUGGUUUAAUUACCAUGCAGUAAAAGCCAUGCCAAGUCCACUUUCUUUUGGUAAUCCACUUCUGUGAGUCUCUCUGAAAAGCAGAAAAUAGUGAUGAUAAUAAUCAACCUUGUGCAAUAAGUUCUUGACAUUUACAGCAGCCUGAGGACUGGAUUUACUGAGGCAGGGGGAGAGUGGCAGAAACAGAGACUGAACGGCAGAGCAGUGUUUGUACUGCCUGUUACCCAAGAGUUCCCUUCCCAGGGAUGCUGCUUCUGCACAGUGAACCUCAUUUCUACUGCAAAAAAUGUGCAAAAGUCCUACUAAAAGUCAGGCACUGUGGAGCUCAGCUCCAGGAAUGUCAUUGGAGCAGUCUCCAGCCUGGCCUGCUCUCUGCUGCAGGUACCACAGGACAUGGCAGAGGGUCAGGCUUUGAAGUCCUGCAGUUUUUUUUGCUGGUUCUGUUCCUGCUGUUGACAGUGAUCCAUCACACAGCUCAGGAUUUCCAGAUCUGUUCUAGCUGUGAUUGUUGGUUUGGGUUCACCAAGUUCUCAUGGUACUCUGAAACUCCAAGAGAGCACUCCAAAAUUUCCUGAACUAUUUCCAAAUACUUCCAAAAUAUCAGUCAGGGGAGUUAUCUCUGCAGGACCCACAAAACACGAGUGCAGCCCAAAGCAAAGGCCUGGCUGGGCAUCACCUGGGCCUGGUGAUGGUGUCCCUGCCCGACAGCCCUCGUGGUGCUCCUCUCUGCAUCUCUUUUGUGUAGCCCUUUUAAUCCUGCUUUCCUCCUCCUGCUCUCUCCCCUCUGGCCAGGAGCAGCCCCAAGCCGAGGUUUUGUCAUUCCCCACUCCCCUGUAUUUUCUCAGCAGAAGUGGAGGUCCCCACGCACCCCCUGGAUUCUCUAGGAGAACAUUAAGGAGACAAGGGGACAACUGAGUUGAUCUUCUGUGCUGUGAGAUGAUUUGAGCAGAGAGAAAAAAGGGGAAGCAGCAGGAGCACUUUUCAAACCGGUUAGUUCUUACACUUCUGACUGAAUUCUGAAGGAAACAGCAAAAACACCUCUUCCAUCAUCUGGAAAAGCUUUAGGAGGAUGGCAGAGGGAGCAGCACAGUCCUGGCCAGAGGGGUGGCCUAGAAAUACAUUGCCAAGUAUCUUCUCAUGGUGGUUGACAUUAAUUAUGGAUCUUUACAGGCAAUUAUAUGGAUUGAAGCAACAUAUCCCCCCGGGGCAAAGUGCUGGGAAUCUCUUGCCCUGUUUGCAUCCGACAUUUCCAUUCCUCCUGUGGGAAGAGGAAGCUUCAGAUCUCAAAAUGGCAUUUUCUUUGCACUCACUGCAAGCUGGACUCGAGGUUUGGUCAGGAGGGGGCACUUGCCUUAGAUGAAAAGAUUUCACGUCCCUCUCAUUGCCCUCUUCCUCCUGCAAGGCCGCUCGGUGUUUGGAGUCUCCAGUUCACUCCGUUUCAGGUAUUCCGACAUCAAAGUGGGAGACGUCACUUUCCGGAAUCUCUCUGCCUGGUGUCACCGCUUGAAUAAUUCCGUUUAAUCUUCUGCUCAUGAGCUAUCAAAGCACCCACUCCGAGGGGGAGCGAGGUGCUAAUCAAACGCUUCUCCACCUUGAAAGCCUUUAUUAAAACCCCACAUAUGAGAGUGGAGCUCGCAGGCAAGGCCGGCCCCGCAUCAGCCCCGCUGAGGAGCUGCAGCCACCGAAGCUUGGAGGGUGUGGACGGUGAGUGGUCCACGCUUUGCCAUAAAGGAUGGAUUUAAAGGGAGGCAGGAAGGAUCAGCACAGCCAAAGCGCUGGAAACCCUGUGAAAUCCAGCAUGGAUAUCCAUGGAAACCCUGGAUAUCCUGUCUGCAGCUGAGUGAGGACCCACCGUGGGGACAGCACUGAGAAACAAAACUGCUGCCAUGGCCUCACUGCAUCCCAGCAGCAUUCCAGGUGUGGAAUUUCAGGUUUUUCCCUGAAGGAUGGCGGUGGGGACAGCGGUGCCUCCCUGCAGGGCUCGGGGCUGUGACGUGCUGGGGUGGUGCCAGCAGAGACCUUCAUCACAGCAGUGCCUUCCACACUCUGUCUUAAAAUCCUGGUGGCCCUCCCCACAUCGGUGUUCCCUCCUGCCUUCCACUGACUCCACAAAAAAUGUCCCAAUGUAGGAAAGAGUUUGGGUGGGCACGUGGAGGGCAAAGGCGAGAGGGUUUAAGGCUCUGGAGUUGCAUUCCGCACGCCGCUGGCUCUGAGCUCCUUGUGGGGGUCUUAGUGUUUAGGUCUGCGUGGAAAAAGGGUCAGAGCAUCCCCUGCUCCACUGGGCACAGCCUCCAAGCAAGGAUUCAUCCCCACAGGUGCCCAGGAGCCAGCAGGGAUGGGGAAAGCCAGGUUGGCACAGGGCAGAGCAGCUCCCGGCACAGUCCCUGUGCUGUUCCAGAGCCUCAAGCCCCUUCCCUGGCAGCAGCCCAGCCACGUUCUCCUGUCACUGGCUGUUCUCCAUCCAGUUUCCUGCGCUGUCAGAGCUCACCUGUCACAGGGACUCAGUUCCCCAAACUAAAUGAAAUUAAAAUAGACUGACUUGAAUAAGCUGGGCCAUCAGGGAGAGCUCACGUGUGACUGUGCCCUGGAGAGAAGAAAAAAUCUUCCGAGGAGGGUAAAUAACUGACAUCAAAGAAGCAUUAAAAUGCCACAGAGCUUCAGCCAUCCUAUUCCAGAGCCACGUUUGUCCCAGGAAUUGCAGGACAAUAGUGCAGGGAGCCCUGACAUUGUACGGAGUUGUGCGCGAGGAAGAGCUCGGAGCACAGCCCCAUCCUCAGUAAAAACACCCAGCCUGGACCCAAACCAGAGACCAGGGGGUCAGAGGCUGAGGGCAAAGCACUGGGGACAGCUCUGAGGCCACCUGCAUGGGCAGGAUGGUUUGGUUUUAUUGAUGAGACACUCGGUGUGGAACAAUUUGAGUAAGAGGUGCCCAUGUGUGCCGCGAGGGCGCCGCUGGGGAUCCGCUGGGCUGAGCAACCCCAAAUGUGCCAUUUCAGUGCAGUUUGGUCAGUUCAGCUUUGCAGGGGAAGAGGAUGGGAGCCUUUGGAGCAGUUCUGGCUGUCUGAAAGGCUUUGUGCAAAGCCUCUUCACCCUGAAAAUCCCCAAAUUCAGGUGCUGCUCCUGUUCUGGGCAGGCCAUGUAACAGCUGAGGGUGGUGCCUGGUGCCUUCCUGGCUGCUGGAAGAAAGCUGGGGGUCUGUGGUGUGUGCCCUGCACCCCGGGGUGCUCUGCUGGGUGCUGGCACCGUGCUGGGUGGGGAGGUGGAGGGGUGGGGCAGUGUGGGGUGGCAGAGCUCGAUUGCCCCGUGCUGGAAAAGCCACUCCAGUCCCUCCCAGCUAUGUGCCCGCCGUGCUGAGGUGGCGCCCGCAGGUGUUGUGGCCAUGCUGAGAGCAUGGCAGUGUCUCUGUGUUGUUCUUUCAGACCCCACUUUGUCCCCGUGUUUCCCAUCCCUCCCCUUCCUCUGUAACCGUGGAAUAUAAUCCUGAAAAAACUGACCUUUCUGCAGCGCUGAGGAACGCGCUCCGAAGACCCGCAGGGUCCAUCCAAUUGCACGGACAAUAUCCCAAAUAUCCCAAAUAUCCCAAACUCCCGGGCCUCCCGAGGCUGCCAAAUCAAACACGGGAUCUCCUGUAUGGCCUUUCCUCUGGGAUUUUUAAUACCUCUCUUUCAAAUAAGCUCGGGAGUUUAUGCAACAGCUUCUCCAGCCGGCGUUUCCAUCCCGAGGAGGGCACACAAAGGUGCAAGAGGAGCCGUGGGGAGGGAAAAGAGCUGAUUUUGCCACGUUGUUUCACGGCUUCAGAAGAUGCAGUAAAAAUGUCCUUCUCUUACUGCUGAGUUUUUGCUGGGGGCCGUGAGGAGAAGCAGCAAGGGAAGGCAAUGUACAGGUACUAAAAUUUCUGGAGUCCCCCCAAAAACGUCACAGAAUGUAGAGGUAUCAGCCAUGGAACAGAUUCUGAUUUCUUCUUCCCCUUCUCCUUUACAGACCAACCCCCACCAGUUUUAGGGGAUUUGUGUAUUGGCAGGAACAGGAAUUGAUUUGUAUCUGUGCCCAUCCCACCGUAUCGUUCUCUGGCUCCUCCCCUCCCCGAUAUACUUGACACACUGGAGUUCUGUAUUAUAUUUUUUUUUUAAGAUGAUUGUCUGUUUUUUGUUGUUUUUACAAGUGUUGUGGAAAAGAAAAACAAAUGUAAGAAAGUUUAAGUAUUUAAAAAUGUUCCAAGGAAAUAAAAGGGGGUUUUGUUAUUAUUCUAAUAUAUUAUUGUGUACCUAUUGUAAAUAUGAAACACUCCUAUUUUGCAAGCCAAGGACUCACUUUGUACUGUUGUUAUAUAUAAAUAAAGUUUACUGGUUAAAAAAGCC